This is a messenger RNA of Nematocida major, 1032 nucleotides long. RefSeq lists its product as uncharacterized. Lineage: Eukaryota; Fungi; Microsporidia. The transcript has a single exon. The record is from RefSeq and is a predicted model, not a curated record. Bases 1 to 1032 code for a protein of 343 amino acids.
AUGAGACUGCGCUACGCCAUUAUCCUGCACUGUGCACUCUCCCAGGGAAGGACAUUCGAUGCCUCCCCCACAGGAAGUACAGCCUUCCCCGAGAGAGAAGCUUCUUUUUGCGGGGAUACGUCCGACUGCGGAUCCUUCGUAGAGAAGUCCGUGAAGUUCCCGCACCCGGAGGAGCCUCUUCUCUUCGAGUGCGGCCCAGAGAGUCCCGGAGAAAGUAGAAUCCCCAGGGAGUCUCCUGCAGGAAGUUUAGAGGGAAUCCUUUCCCGAGAGAGAAGCACUUUUCUGUGGCGACUCUUCGGGAGUGUCACCCUCUCGCAGACUCCGUACGUGUGCAACCUCAGAAAAAGCCUGCACGCAGAGACGGAGCCAGAGACCCCGCAUAAAACCCUCCUCAACCAGACGCGAGAGAUUCUCUCCACGUGGUACCCGAACAUCCUCGGGGCUUUCUACUUUUUCGUCGUUCUUCUGAGCGUUGCUAGCACGUACCGCCUCGACGGACUCGAAGUCUCGCACUCCGUGAAGGCAGCAAUACGCGAGGGAACAGAGCAUCUUCUCGAGUGGGCCCGGGAGAGAGUUUUCCCGCAGGAGAGAGUCCUUUUCUCCCCCGAAGUAUCUGCGUAUCUCGUCUUCACGCACGCGCAGAUUCUCUCCGGGAACUUUCUCCUUCUCCCGUCCCUGAUCGAGGAGGAGCCGCUGCGAGUCUUCGAGGCUGCCGUGCGCGAGAAAGUGCAGGCGCUUGGGAUGCGGGGGAGCGAACUCCCGAAAUGCGUCGAGUCUUUCGCGGGGAUCUGCACGGGACAGUCCGGGAUUCCCUCCUCCGGUGCAUACGCCCUUCUCCGGCGCCUUCUUCGCCUGCAUGCGACUGUUUACUCGUACGAGGGCAUGAAAAGUGCGCUGGAAGAUGCUUCUCUUCGCUGCGUGUCCGUGGACCAUGCGCGACACGUCCUUCUCUCCUUCUCCUCGGAUCUGACGGGGCUUCUCCUCGCGACUCGCCGGCACUUCUCGGAGUCUGCGUCUCUCCGCGUGCUGUGA